Delphinapterus leucas (beluga whale) is the source of this 4610-nucleotide messenger RNA. It is a transcript of the gene CEP295NL, whose product is annotated as CEP295 N-terminal like. Gene Ontology annotation, biological process: regulation of centriole replication. The record is from RefSeq and is a predicted model, not a curated record. Gene Ontology annotation, cellular component: cytosol; centriole; centrosome. NCBI's taxonomy places the organism in Eukaryota, Metazoa, Chordata, Mammalia, Artiodactyla, Monodontidae.
CAGGGAAGUCCCUGCCCAUUUUUAAAUUGGAUUGUUUGUCUUCUUAUUAUUGUUAAGAGCUGUUUAUACAAAUUGAUCCAAGUCUUUUGUUGGAUAUGUGAUUUGCAGGUAUUUCCUUCCAGUCCUUGUCUUGUGUUUUCACUUAUUAACGAUGUCUUCUGAAGUGCAGAGGUUUUUAAUACUGAUGAUGCCACACUUAUCAAUUUCUUGUAUUGCUUGUGCUUUUGGUGUUAUAUCUAAGAAUCUUUGCCUAACCUGAAGCCAUGAAGAUACAGUUGUUUCCUUCCAAGCGUCUAUAGCUUUAGACCUUACCUUAAGGCCUGUGAUCACUUUAAUUUCUGUAUAUGGUAUAUAAUUUUGUAUAUGAUGAGAUAAGGGUGUAAAUUAAUCUUUUUUGCAUGUGGAUAUCCAACUGUCCCAGGAACAUUUGUUGAAAACGAACAAAAAAAUGACUCUUUCCCCCAUUGAAUGGCUGGGGCGCUUUUGUUGAAAAUCUCAACCAUUGUGUUUAAUUUCCCAGCUUUCUCUUUCUCUCUCCUCUUGCUCAUCGUGGUGGUUGGCAGACUGGUAGAAUAUGAUGUUAACCGCAUUUCUGCGUGUAUAACUGCAUCAUCAUAGUUUCCAAGAGCCAGCGGCUAUGUGACCAUUGGUCAAAGACAAGAUGGUCUACCCGAGUAGCAGCUGCCAUCUGCCAGCUGUGUGAUUUGGGUCAAGUUUCUUAAUUGCUCCCUGCCUCAGUUUCCCCACCCGUGAACCAGGGGUGCUAAUAACUCCUUACCUCAACGGUUACUGUAAAAAAGUUAAGCGGAGGGCAGCCCACACAGUUGACAUUAGUUGUUCCGUUGAUGCAGCGGUGUUUCUGAUGACCAGCAUUACUUUGGGCUAAAAUUGCUCAGCCUGGCUCCGCACAUCCUAAAAUAAAGCAGGGAAGGGAUACCCACACAGUUGAGGGGCGCUCCGUGCAGACCGCAGUGCCUAGGAAGCAGCUCCCGUAGCCCACACAUCUGGCCGUUUUUGACAUCACCUUCAAGUGAUACUCAUUUUUGGUGUGAAUGCACCUUCUUUAGGAAGGCCUGGCAGAGCACGUGUCCCUGAGUGAUGCCAAAGAGAUGUGAAAAAAGAAAUACCACUAACUUAACCUCCUCUCUGGUUUGCACUGAAUUCUAGUACAAGCAUGCACGUCAGCACACUCACCCACACUCACCUCCCCCUACACACACACACACACACACACACACACACACACACACACACACCCCUUUCCUGGCAGGCUCCUCCUCCUUUACCGCCUCCUCCUUUCAUUUGUAAGUAGCUCCCUCCAGAGGGCCAGACAUUUGCAUCACCCCCACGUGAACCCUAACUUGUCUCCGAAGGUGGGGUCUUAACCCCAGCACUGGACAUCUGGAGCCUGGUCCCUGUUUGUCGUGGGGCCGUCCUGGAGGGAGGGGGGUGUAGCACCCCCCCUUCCAGCUGUGACAACCAAAACUGUCUCCAGACAUGGCCACAUGUCCCCCCGGGAAGCAAAACCACACCCCACUGAGAACAGCUGCCCUGCCGGGUCUCAUUAAAGGCGUAUGAGACAGAGAUCGGGAGCCGGAGAACAGACCCUCGUGGGCAGGUGUCAGGAGAGUGAUCUGGAGGGUCACGUGCCCCGGCCUGUCCUGCACUCAGAGCCCCCUGUGCCUUGUCUCCAGGGCCUCACUGUGCUCGGAACGCUCUGGGCAGCGCUGUGCAUCUUCCUGCCCUGUGGGCUUGCCGUGAAACGGCCGUAGCACCUGUGGCUCCUCGGCCCUGGUGCCCUGGAACCUCCACUCUUGGUUCACACCACCUUCUCUCCGAAGCCGUGUCUGCAAAGGCCCCCGACAUGAAAGGAAACGCAGAGAGAGCCCCUUGGCGGAGCCCCAGUCCCGACAACAAAGCCUUGCUUUUGAGGCAGAAGCACCAAUUGCUACACGUCCGAGAGAAAGGAGACCUGCCGCCGCAGAGGAGACAGGACCUCUAGCAGUGCAAGAGCUCCCAGCGCUUGGCCGAGGAGCUGCAGGCAGAGCAGCAGGAGGCCCCAGGCCAGCAGGUCCGAGGCCUGGAGAGGCUGUACUUAGCACAUCUGUUGGAGGGGAGGCGGUCGGGCAGACUGGCCGAGGACCAUGAACCUGACUCAGAGGGCUCGACCCAGCCAGGAGCAGCCAGGUCGCCCAGGGCCGAGAGGAAGCACACAGUGGCCGUGCGGCAAGAGAAGGGACACAGGGAAGAGCUGGUCUGACGGCAGCCCUGGUGCACCACGUCCCGGAGAAGAGCGGUGGACCAGGAGAGGCAGGGAGCCUCCAGAGCCACGGGCCUGAGUCCUCGUCCCCUGAGCCCACCAGAGAGGAGUAAAGGAAAACACGUGCCUUCAACGAAGACCGGCGGGGGCCACCGUCCCAUUGACCCUGGGCUGAGCAGAGGGACAGACUUGGGAAAGCUCUUGGCUGCUGUAGGGGAGAUCAAAUGCGUGGAGGAACGGGAGCCGAAAACAGCCCAGGACGGCAGGAGGCAGCUGGGGAAGCGAACGGCUUGUCUUCAAGGCCCGAAAAACCACUGUUUGGAUCAGAGCCCCGAGGGCAAAGCCGACGACCUGGAACAGCUGUGGCCAGUCGGCUCGACCUGCAGAAGGGGGGCCUCACCGCUGGCAAAGCUCUGUGACAAGAGCAGGUGGUAGGGAGAGCUGGAGUUUGCCUCUGAAGAGUUGUUUGAUACCAACCGGAAGCUGAGAAAACACCUGCACUUGCACCUGGAUCUCAAGCCCGGGAUGGAUCAGAGCCCCAGUGAAGAACAGGGCUUUGAGGAGACACAGGCGUGGAGAAGGGAGAGCCAGAGAAAGAGGAACGCAAGAGAUGCAGAGAUGGACGUGGUGCCCGCCGGGGAGCCCGCGAGUCCAGCGGGGGUGGACGCCCACCUGACGCCGUCCAGAACCAGCUUGAAAAAGUUACUAAGCAAGCCCAGGAACCAAAAAUCCCAUAGGAUGGCCAAGUGCGUGGUUGAGAAUGACAGUAAACCGUGGUCUCCCGAGGCAGGGACAUCUGUCGAUGAAGAGAACCUGCUCUCGUGCAGCCCCGAAUCCAGACAGGAGCCUCCCCGACCGGGCGCGCUGGUGCAGGGCUCCCUUCAGCUUCACCCGCAAGAACAGGCAGACAGAGGUGGCUUGACGGCAUCAAGGCAGAAGCAGAAAAUGCAGGUGGAGCAGAGAGCACCAAAGCAGCUGGACUCGCUCAAGCAAAUCAGACACCCCAAGAUGAGCUUGGAGGCCGACCUCCAGACGGAGCUGGAAGAUGGGAGGAGGGAACAGAGGCAAGCUUCUCUGGCUCAUCGGAAGCCUGACUCCCCCUCCAGACAGGAGAAGAAAGGAGGGUAUGACCGCAGCCCCACUUCCCCCUCGGCCAGCAUCGUCGACGAUGACGGGCACAGUCAGAUGAUCCGUGACCUUCAACAGCAAAUUCUAGAGCAAAACAAGUUGCACAAGCAGCUUCUUGAAGAAGCCAGGAAAUGCUUGUGAGAGUUUCAGGGAAUAUGUUAAAAGCGAGAGUCCUGCCCCUGGUAAAUGCAUCACUGAUAACUGAGCGUUCUGCCAGAGCUGGCACCCAAGUCUGUGCGAUUGUAUUUGCACCAUCUGCUCAGAAACCUGUAGCCUCUUUAAAAUGGGCCGUCAGUCAUCCUUCCAUCCUUUGGAGCGAAUUCCUCUGCAGGAAUCAUACUUAUUGCCAGUCUCACCUUUAAAACUAAGUCCAAUUCAGGAAGACUCCUUAGCACGAACAUGUGGGGCGCGGUAGGAGGGUCUGGCCAUUGUAGCACAAAGGUGUGUCCCGGAGCUGAGGCUGUUUCCACGUGCCACAGCACAGAUGGAAACACCAGGUACAUUUAAGUGCUUCAGAUGUUUUGGCGAAAUGAACACUGGACUUUGAGGGGCAUGCAAGGUCAGACGGGCGCAGUUUCAAAAGAUACAUCAUUUGUUGCUUAGCCAGUGGCUGAGACGUUAAUGGAGAGAUUUAACAAAAAUCUUUUAGUUUUUCAAACCAACAUCAUUUAAUAGGACAUCAGUAACAUUCUUAUAAUUUUAAUAUUAGAAAGCAGGAGGGGGAGAGGGAGGGAAAGAAGGGGGUGGAAGCAAGAGGCAGAAAGAGGAAAGAGAGAGAGAAAGGGGAAAUGGUUCCCAGCAACUCAGCCCUAUAGACUCCUUCUGGGGCUGGCAGUGCUGGGGGAACCAGGGUGUCUGGUAGGUUCCCUACCCUCCAGCUUUACCUCUGACCCAGAAGCCUUGGCAGUCGUGGAGACCCUACACUGGGUGGGGUUUUAUCUGCCUGUUGCAUACUUAGGGGUUGGAAUGGGGGUGGACGAACCUUUUCCGCAAAGAGCCAAUAGUAAAUAUUUUAGGCUUUGCUGGCCAUACGGCCUCCGGCAACUACUCUACACCUGCCUUUGCAGCUGGAAGACAGCCACAGACAACACAUAAAUGAGUGGUGUGACCGAGUUCCAGUAAGACUUUUAUUUACAAAAAUAGGUGGUAGGCAGGCUUUGGCCCUUGGGCCAGAGCUAACUGACCCCUGGACUUAGCAUAUGAAGGAGAUGUUCCUUCCCUC